Messenger RNA from Thelazia callipaeda (thelaziosis nematode), 1370 nucleotides. The record is from the annotation of a GenBank genome assembly. Lineage: Eukaryota; Metazoa; Nematoda; Chromadorea; Rhabditida; Thelaziidae.
AUGGGUUUGAGUAGACGUCAAAUACUAGAAACUUCAUUAUUUGACUCAGAACAAGUUGUAACGGUGCAGUAUCUUAGUAGGCAUGCUGAAAUACCAAUUGAUGACGCGAAAGAUGAAUUAAAUGAAUUCCUAAAAAAUAACAAAAAUCGAACAGAACUACAUGCAGUAUAUAUUCUAAGUGGUAUAUUGAAAAUGAAAGGUAAUUCUACGAGCACUGGCAGUUGUGAUACUUCUGAAGAAGGGAUUACAUUGAAGCGUCGUACUCAACUUGUUCGUGAUUGUCAUCUGGAAAAAGUUCAACAAAAUUAUGAAGAAAUUGAAACUUGUGAAAUUUACGGUUUAUUUGCAAAGCCAACUCUUUGUUUAUUAUAUUCUGUGGAUAGUAUGGAAGAUGAAGAAUUUGAACGAACCGAUUCCAAACGAAGCUGGUUGUCCUAUCCUCACACUGAAACAAUGGAUCAGGAGACAACAAUAUUUCAAAACUCAACUCACAUUUCUGAUGUGAGAAAAGAACUUGUAUCUGGUAAUAACUCGAUAUUGUCUGCAUCGAAACAUGCGAAAACUGAGCCAAAACUUUCUAAACAACCAAUUACAAAAAUCAAAAACGACACAGCUUUUAAAAUAGAACAAGCGGUAAAAAAUAAGAGAAAGAAAGAAGUCGAAGCUGAUACUGCUUUCAAAAGUAGCAAAAAAUCUGCUGAUGCCGUAGGUGGUAAUGUUUCUGCCAGCAUUUUUGUGAAACGACGUGGUCCACGUGUUUUAAUUGAUGACGAAGAACUGGAGGUAAAUGAAAAAAUCGUAUGCGAAAAAGCUGGAGAAGCGAAUAUCAGAAAAAAUUCAGGAAAAUUGGUGUCUGCGGAAAAGAGUAGCAGUGUGUAUAACACUCUGCUUGUAAAACGUCUGGAAAUUUCACCUCAAGAUGAUUUAUUUUCGGAUGGUGAUUCUACUCCAGAAAGGAUGGAAGUUGAUGAAAAUGUGAAUAACAAGAAUCAAGAUAAAGCAAAGAGUGAAAAACAAUCACGUCGGUUCUUUAUUUACUUAUCAGAUUACAUCUCCGAAAAUUUGUAUUUAGAUGGGCGAUCAUGCAUAUCAUCUAAUCCAGAAAAUGAUCUUCCAAAUAGAAAUGAACCUCAAGAAAACCUAAGAAAGCCAACUCGGAAAGAAUAUGUGACAGAAACUUUUCUUGAUUCUGAUGGUUUCAUGGUUACGAAACAGGUGUUGAAAGAAAUUGAAAUCGUACAACCGAAGUUGUCUGAAGCUUGUAAUAAAUCAACCAGUGAUGCUGGUCUUUUAAAUAGCAAAUCGCGUACAAAUGUAAAAGUGCCACAAGUGCAGGCUAAAAUCAGUUCAUUUUUUAAGAAAAAAUGAAG